ACUAGUACUUCGCUACAUAAUUAUACUGAUUCCGAUCGUCAACUGCCAUUCAUAAUGAGGAAAGGCAACUCAUCGACUCAAAAAACCCGCACAUCUAGCGAAGAAACAGCUCGUGGAAGCUCGCACCGACCCCGCGGCAGAGUCGGUCGGUUUCCGGAGAAGGUUAGGGACGGUGCGAACAACUUAAGAGUAUCGCGCUCGAAGGAUUCCCGCAGCCGUAGCCCUGCUCCCCCGAAUGUGCUUCAUCAAUGUGUUUCAUCGACCCCGAAUAUCAUCGAGGUUCAGGCUGCUCCGUCUAGCGUGGAAGUGGAGGCUGAUACCCAAUCGGCAUUUCAGGAUGCACAAUGCAUGCAGCCACUAUCGGGACCUGCGAUAACUGUGACGUCUGUUGGCCAAGAUGCACAAGCGGAUCUCGAUGCUGCUGAAGGUUUCCAGGACACAUAUCUCGAACCCCUCAGGAUAUUCGACGAUGUUAUUGGGAAGAUCGCGGAUGUACAUCCAUAUGCAAAGAUG
Molecule: messenger RNA, 513 nt
Organism: Suillus subalutaceus
Lineage: Eukaryota; Fungi; Basidiomycota; Agaricomycetes; Boletales; Suillaceae
Exons: 5
Source: RefSeq, a predicted model, not a curated record